Messenger RNA from Acipenser ruthenus (sterlet), 2895 nucleotides. RefSeq lists its product as uncharacterized. NCBI's taxonomy places the organism in Eukaryota, Metazoa, Chordata, Actinopteri, Acipenseriformes, Acipenseridae. Bases 460 to 924 code for a protein of 154 amino acids. The record is from RefSeq and is a predicted model, not a curated record. The transcript is spliced from 6 exons.
CCAAUGGCAGCGCGAGGGGUAGGAGGUUGUCUGCACCAGCAGCUCAGAGCUCCGGUUGCAGCAUCCUCAGAGCCUGCUGCCACUGCUGCUGCUCUUCGGCCUCCUGUUUUUAAGAGGGGGAAUGAGAAGGAAGAGGGCCUCUCUGCUGCAGUAGAACAAGAGGCUUUUUCUGGCUGGGAUGGCCUAAACUCCCUGGCUCUUUGCCUUGCUGUUCCUCUGUUUGGCGCACCGAGGAGUGAGGAAGCAGGCAGGGAAGGGGGGUGGGAUUGAGAGGAGUCAGCCGUCUGUCCAUCUCAGGAUCCAGACUCACCCUCCUAGGACACCCCCGGGACUCCAGAUCAGAUCGAUUUCCUGGUGGACCUUGGGUGCCUGGUGAUAUAACAAUGCUUCAAGCUAUCUGCAGAAGUCAGCUUAACAAACAGGGUUAAAAACAGUUUCUUAUGUAGAUACGUGGCAUGUAUGUAUAUGUAUUUAAAUCCAAAUCCAAAUAAAGGGAAAUUGCCCGAGAAAGACAUGUCUUUGACAACGGGAGAAGCCAACUUCUCGAACCCCACCACGGCGGUUUAUUUCCUCAGCUCCACGGUGGCGGGAGAGGGGCGGGACAACAGCAGCACAAGAACCCCCCCUGUUACCCUCGCAACCAAUGAGACCAGUUUUAAUUCCACCAAGCUGCCGGAGGUGGCUGGCAGCUCCUCUGGAAUGGGCAUGGUGCUUCUUCCCUUUGGCAUCAUAACCGUCAUUGGCUUGGCAGUGGCAAUGGUUUUGUACAUCAGGAAGCGAAAUAGGCUGGAGAAGCUGCGCCACCAGCUGAUGCCCAUGUACAACUUCGACCCUGCGGAGGAGCAGGGUGAGCUGGAGCAGGAGCUGCUGGAGCACGGGAGAGAGGGAGCCGUGCCAGCCCCGCACAGCAAGCAUUUCAUUUGACACAAAAAGCCUUUUGAUUUGAGAAGACGUGGCAGCCACAGAAGAUCCUGAUGCCCAGCCAGGCGACCUUGCAAAGACCCAGCCGACUGGUCUUCACCGAUGUCGCCAACGCCAUCAACGCGUGACUCAUAGGCCUGACCGCUAGGGGACAGCGCCCGCUGGCUUGCAGGCUGAGAGAUCCUGGCUGGAGCAGGGUCUGGCAUGCAGAACUCGCAGAGUUGAGAGGUUCUGACCUGGUGGGAGGAAUUGUUUAUAAUGUAAUGGGGGGGGGGGGGUUCUAGAAUCAGCUGAAAUCAAAGCUCAAGCACGUUCCAUGGGGUUGUUCCAAUUCCGAAGUUCAUUUUCUCUUUCUCUGUCAACUUGCUUUGAUUGACUCCUUGGGAAUAUAUAGCUUAUCCUCUGUUGGUAGUUUCCUUCUGCUUCUCAGUUUAAACUCUAGCUGCACCCCUGUUUAAAACAGCUUGGAUCUCUCAGCCCCCCUCCCCCUUCCCCCUUAUGGAAGUUUCCCAUAGUAAAAGCACAGUGAAAGCAUGAUGAAGCAAUGAAGCAUAGGUAAGCAUUGUGAAGCACAGAGAGAUCUGGUAAAGCAUAUUAAAAAUCCUUGGUACAUCAUGGAAAACUACGGACUAUGGGAAAAGUAAAACUGCAAAUUUACUUUGGUAAACUUUUAUAAGGGCCAUGAUAACAGUAAAGCAUCCUUCUGCACCUCACAGCCAGUGCUUGCCCUUACCUUGUAUUGCAAAGUCAGGAGAGGUGAAGUGGCUUUCUUCUGCCAUUCUUCUGAGACUAGACCUCUCCUGUACAACACCUGUGCCCCUCAAACCCAUUAAGGUUGUGUGUUAUAUGUCUGUUAGCUAGACUGAGGAGUGAAUAAAAUAAUUUUGUGAAUGUGUAAAUGGACUAACUUAAACAUGUUAAACAGCUAACUGGGUUGCAAGCUGGAAUUUCAGCUCAGUUAGUUAUGGACCUGAUCCUCAGACCUGCAGUCAGGUGACUGUGACUGGUCCUGCCCAUCCCAGCAGAACCAUUCUCCCUGUGACUGGUCCUGCCCAUCCCAGCAGAACCAUUCGCUCUGUGACUGCUCCUGCCCAUCCCAGCAGAACCAUUCUCCCUGUGACUGCUCCUGCCCAUCCCAGCAGAACCAUUCGCUCUGUGACUGCUCCUGCCCAUCCCAGCAGAACCAUUCGCUCUGUGACUGGGGAGAGCCACAGCUCUGUUUAUUAUGCAGUUAUUGUGGUAUAUACACUAGCUUACUGGCACACAGGGAGGUUUUCAACCAUUAGGGCUUCUAAGGGCUAAAAGCACUUUAACGAACUAGCUAAAAAUGUCUAAGCAAUGUUCAGGAGACAAGAUAGGGAUUAUGUAUACAAGGCAGUAAACAGCUAACUAAGAAGCUAGACCUUUUUCUUUAUGGAUGGAAUUCUUGUCUUUUAAGAUUUGAGAUAAAUCGUAAGUGGCACUAAUGGUUUCGGUAGUUUCCUUUAUAAAGAAUAAAUAAAAGCCGACUUCCAAAAGGUGACUCGGCUAUUCUCUGAUUCUCCUGGGUUUGAAAAUCGGGUCCAAAAAGAAAACAGGAAUGUAAACUUUCUGAAAUGCUAUGAACUUUACAGAUAUCGAAAAGGACAUCUGAUUAAAGUAAUAUGACUGUAUCUGUGUGUGUGCGUGUGUGUGUACAUUUAUAAAGAAAAUAAAGGCAUCCACAACCAUGACAUGCAACUGAGACCCCAGAACUGACACCAAAACAAAAACCAGCAAGUGACUGAUGCAUAACUUACAGCUUUAUUGAAAAAAAAAAAAAUACUAAUCACUACCAUUUCCAUAGAUAAGAGGUACAAAUGACCGACAAUUUAACAGGUCAUAAAUCCAAAAAAAACAUACUCUACCAUACAAAGAAAUAUAAAUGAUUAUCAGAAACCUUAAAAGGCUGAAAUUAGAAAUAAUAAUAAUAAUAAUAAUAAUAAUAAUAAUAAU